CAAGGUCAAUAAAUCAAAACAAAAGAAAAAAGAAGCCUGCGGACCAAAAAAAAGAAUUUUUUAUUCUUGUCCAAGUUCAGCUACAUUCGAAUCUACAAUACCAAACAAUGCAGAGGAAUCAACUGAAGAGUAUCAUGAUCAAAGAGGGACCACGCAUUCAAAUUUAAUGGGAAAUUGUUCUUCAUAUGAUACCACAUUGUUAAGAGAAGGCGAAUCUUUUGAAACCCAAAAUGUAUUAAAUGGUAUAAUACCUGAACCAAGUAUAAGUGAAAGGAUUCAACAUCCUAGAAAAAGACGAAGCAUAAUGUAUGAACAUGAUACCAAUACAGACGAGAGAGAUCAAUUUCAGAUCUGUGAAGGUAUUUCUGUCCACAUGGAUGUAUGGCAGUCUAUAAAGACUCAACGUGAUUCGCAAUUUGUUAAGGACUUGGCUGAAAUCAUUUGGGGGACCACUACAUUACAAAAGCGGUGUUUGGACAGUUCAAAAUUAACAUAUGAUAAAGAAAGCAAACAGUUGACUCCCGAGAAAUGCAAAAUAAUAAUAAAUCACUUACAAAAUAAGGUUACGGAAAGUAAAGUGACUGGAUGCAAGAGAUUAUCCAGAGUCAAUAAAUUUUGGUCUUACAUGACAGAAAAAAUUUAUGAUUCAAGAAGAAAAUUAAAUUUUACGUCUGUUGAAGAAGUCUAACGAAUUAGAAAAAAAGUUUUUAUUGAAAACUAGGAAAAUGUAUAUGUAAAACGCGUUUCAUCGCCAUUUCAAUUGUUUAACAAUUUGACUUUAAGAUUUUAUUUAAAAAGUUUACUUUUUCGA
Molecule: messenger RNA, 811 nt
Organism: Leptopilina boulardi
Lineage: Eukaryota; Metazoa; Arthropoda; Insecta; Hymenoptera; Figitidae
Exons: 6
Coding region: 167-688 (173 amino acids)
Biological process (GO): negative regulation of DNA-templated transcription
Molecular function (GO): DNA binding
Source: RefSeq, a predicted model, not a curated record